Gaeumannomyces tritici R3-111a-1 is the source of this 2293-nucleotide messenger RNA. Its product is annotated as glycosyl hydrolase family 43 protein. The coding region runs from base 324 to 1742 and encodes 472 amino acids. The transcript is spliced from 4 exons. The record is from RefSeq and is a predicted model, not a curated record. Gene Ontology annotation, molecular function: hydrolase activity, hydrolyzing O-glycosyl compounds; carbohydrate binding. NCBI's taxonomy places the organism in Eukaryota, Fungi, Ascomycota, Sordariomycetes, Magnaporthales, Magnaporthaceae. Gene Ontology annotation, biological process: carbohydrate metabolic process.
CCCCAGCCCAUAGCAUCAAUGCGGGGAACACCGCUAACCGGACCGCGUCGUAGCAUGGACGGAACUGGCAAAUACCACAUCCUCCACCCGAUGCUACUUGGCCCGGCGCAUCAUAUGCCGAGAUACGUAUACGCGCUGCGGGUGUGAGGGAGAGGCAGACCGUCUUGUUAUUUUACCCGCCCACCCCCACCCCUCUUCGCUUCUGCGCGCCUUGGUCGGGCCUCACUCAGUUUUCUGGCUGUCGACGCUGCGUCUGUCCUCGGAGCAGAAAUCUCUUGGUGUCUGAGGUUAUAGCAACAGCAAGCUGCCAAGCCGCAGCAAACAUGCUCGCCUCGCUGCGUCGUCGCUCUCUACUGAGCGUGGCCCUCCUCGCGGCUGCGCUCUCGGGCGCCCACGCUUCCCUUCAGAUCGUGCCCGGCGGUACCUGGACCGCGGACAACGGCGAGCACGUGCAGGCGCACGGCGCGGGCGUGCUCAAGGUCGGCGACACGUGGUACAUGGUGGGCGAGGACAAGACGGGCGGCAGCGCCUUCCAGAACGUCAACUGCUACUCGAGCCGCGACCUCGUGCGCUGGCGGUACGAGGGCGCGCUGCUGUCGCGCACCGCCGCCGCCGGCGACCUCGGCCCGAACCGCGUCCUGGAGCGGCCAAAGGUCAUCUACAACGACCGCACGCGCAAGUACGUCAUGUGGAUGCACAUCGACAGCUCCGACUACAAGGACGCCAGGGCCGGCGUCGCCGUCGGGGACUCAGUCUGCGGGAAGUACACGUACCUGGGCAGCAGCAGGCCCCUUGGCUUCCAGAGCCGCGACAGCGGCCUUUUCAAGGACGACAACGGGACGGCCUACCUCCUCACCGAAGAUCGCGAAAAUGGCCUCCGCAUCAACCGCCUCACAGACGACUACCUCGCCGUCGCAGGCAGCAGCUCGACCUACCGCUGGAACGAGCGCAUCGAGUCCCCCGCCAUGGUCAAGCUGUCCGGGCGCUACUACAUGUUCGGCUCGCACCUGACGGGCUGGGACCCCAACGACAACGUCUACAGCACCGCGACGUCGGUCUCGGGCCCCUGGAGCGCAUGGAAGACAUUUGCCGACGUCGGCAGCAACACGUACGCGUCGCAGACCACCUUUGUCCUCCCCUACGGCGGCGCCGACGGCUCCACCAACGUCAUGUACCUGGGCGACCGCUGGGUCUCGUCCAACCUGCAGUCCAGCACCUACAUCUGGCUGCCGCUGCGCCUCGACGGCGCCGGCGGCGUCUCCAUGAAGAACAUGCCCGGGUCGUGGGUGCCCAACGCCGACGGCGCCGGCGCGUCGCCGUCGUGGGCCGCCGCGCCCGCCGAGACGGUCUACGAGGGCGAGGCGGGCCAGCUGGCGGGCGGGGCGCGGCAGGUGGCGUGCGGCGCCUGCUCGGGCGGCACGUCGGCCGGCUACCUGGGCGGCGACGGCGGCAGCAACAACGGCACCGUGACCUUCUCGGGCGUCCGCAGCAGCGGCCGCGACGCGCUGUCGACGGUGCGCAUCCGCUUCCUCAACGGCGACAGCAACCCGCGCUACGCCGGCGUGUCGGUCAACGGCGCCCCGCCCGUGCGCGUCGCCUUUGAGCCGACGAGGGGCGGCGUGUCGAGCAGCACGCUGCACGUGCAGCUGCGCGCCGGCAGCGGCAAUACCAUUGUUGUCGGCGGCGUCGGCGGCGGGCUGUGGGGGCCCGACGUCGACAGCAUCGUCGUGCCGAUGGAGUAGGGGAUGUGGGGUUAUUUGGCUAUGUAGUGACGAGUUUUUGGUGCCUCGGUGUGCUACAAACGAAAAUGGCGCCGCGAGUCUGUGUUGGCUGCGAGUAUCGGGUUUCUCUCCACCAAGCGCUCUUAUGGACCUUGGGAGGAAAAGGGCGGUUGCUUUAUCCUCGGAGUCAGCAGGCGGGCAAGGCAAAUCUACAGUUCAUCACAGAAUACAAUGGUGGUGAAAUUUAGGUUGAAUGCGCUAAGAACGGCUAUGAAUAAAUUGAGCCGCUACCAAGCCACGGGAGGCGACAGGGCGACAGGGUACACCCACGUCCCAGGCUAGGGUGGGUGCGUGCAGGAACAGGGGCGGGACAUGGCCUCACAUCCACGUGGGCAAACUGGUCACACAGCCCGGUGACACGCUAAUCGAGAUGGCUUUGCGCACAGCCGUCAGCCCCGUGGUUCAGAUGUAGAGAAAACAAAGAAGCCAUCGCAUUAUAUUAGCCACUAAAUGCACCUCUAUCUCAGCCAGUCUCUGACAUGUUUUAAUCAUCGCAAAAACCCUGUCCAUGG